AUGAUCAUCACUCCCCAGCAGGGAGGUGAGAUCACGGAACCCAAACCUUUAUCUCAGGUUCAGUUGCUGAACGGGUCGGAUGCUGCCCCAGCUCCCACGGUCCCGACAGCAAAUGUCAACUGGAACCCCCGUGAGCAGGGGAAGUUACAGGCUGCCAUUGCCUGCGAAGCACGGCAGUUCUUCAAGGGCUGCAGGGUUCACCAUGAAAGUGAUGGACAUGCCAACUUGGAAUUGGGAAUUAUCUUCCUCAUUCAGAUUGGGCUGGGAAACUCCUCCCUCCUUUGUCUUUAUAACUUCACUUUGCUCACUGGAUAUAAGUUGAGAUCCACAGAUCAGAUUCUCAACCAACUGAUGUUAGCCAACAACUUGGCUCUUUUCUCCAGAGGGAUCCCACAGACAAUGGCAGCUUUUGGAUUGAAAUAUUUCCUGGAUGAUGUUAAGUGUAAGCUUGUCUUCUAUUUAUACAGAGUGGCCAGGAGGGUUUCUCUCAGCACUAUCUGCCUUCUGAGUGGCUUCCAGGCCAUUAAGUUUUGCCCCAGAAUCUCUUUUUGGAUGGAGUUCAGAAAUAGAUCCCCAAAAUGCACUGGCUUCUGUGGUUUUCUUUUCUGGAUCCUACAACUCUUGGUAAAUGUCUGCAUUCCUAUGAGAGUGAUUGGCCCCAGAAACAGCAAAAAUCUAAGUGUGAAAACAAAUUAUGGCUACUGCUCCUCACUCAUGCCAGACAGAUUUAUCAGCUUUUUACAGGCAGUUAUAUUAUCUUCCAUUGAUGCUAUGUGUGUGGGCUUCAUGCUAUGGACUGGUGGGUACAUGAUGUUUGUCCUGCACAGGCACAUGCAGCAAGUCCAACACAUUCACAACAGCAGACUUUCCGCCAGACCUUCCCAUGAGGCCAGAGCCACACGCACCAUCCUGAUCCUGGUGAGAUUCUUUGCUUGCUCUUGCUGUAUCUUCUACAUUUUGACUCUUUGUGUUACUCUAAGCAUGAAUCCAGGCCACUGGCUGGUGGACACCUCUCUGCUAAUAGCUUCAUGUUUCCCAACCCUCAGUCCCUUUGUGCUCAUCAGCAGUGACACCCGUGUCUCUCAGUUCUUCUUUGACUUCUGCAGCAGAAAAAAUUUUUUUCCUCAUCUAGUUCAACAGCUAUAA
Messenger RNA from Ceratotherium simum simum (southern white rhinoceros), 1146 nucleotides. The record is from RefSeq and is a predicted model, not a curated record. Lineage: Eukaryota; Metazoa; Chordata; Mammalia; Perissodactyla; Rhinocerotidae.